Messenger RNA from Pantherophis guttatus, 1029 nucleotides. RefSeq names its product helt bHLH transcription factor (gene HELT). Lineage: Eukaryota; Metazoa; Chordata; Lepidosauria; Squamata; Colubridae. The record is from RefSeq and is a predicted model, not a curated record. Gene Ontology annotation, molecular function: DNA binding; protein dimerization activity. Gene Ontology annotation, biological process: regulation of DNA-templated transcription.
UCCAUCUGGGCCACUUGAGUAGAGACCUCCGGCUAGCUUUCCCCACCCCCGUCCGCUUCUCGCCUCGAUGUCUUCAAAACUUAAGGAACGGAAAAAGAUCCCCAUUUCGCACAAAGUGAUCGAAAAGAGGAGAAGAGACCGGAUCAACCGCUGUCUAAACGAACUGGGGAAAACCGUCCCCAUGGCCUUGGCCAAACAGAGUUCCGGCAAGCUAGAGAAGGCGGAGAUUUUGGAGAUGACGGUGCAAUACCUGAGGGCCCUGCACUCCGCGGAUUUCCCUCGGGGAAGAGAAAAGGCAGAACUUCUAGCUGAAUUUGCCAACUACUUUUAUUAUGGCUAUCAUGAAUGCAUGAAGAACCUAGUUCACUACCUGACCACAGUGGAGAGAAUGGAGACCAAAGAUACCAAGUAUGCUCGGAUUCUGGCUUUCUUGCAAUCCAAAGCUCACUUUAUCACAGAACCUCUCUAUGCUUCCUUGGGAUCUCUUCCAGAGUCAGACUUUUCCUACCAGCUUCCUCCAGCUCCAGACUGCUUGGGUCAAGGCACUAACGAUCCUGUUUUCUCACAAGCGGCCGGGCACAGUCACUUCUCCUGGCACAGUUCCACCAGAAAUCCCACCAUUCCUUACCUUCCCAAUACCACUAUGCCCCUCAGUAGUCCCGGACAGCAGCGCAACACUUUCUUGCCAUCGGUACAAGGGCUGGAUCGCCACUACCUCAACCUGAUUGGCCAUUCCCACCCCAAUACAUUUAGCCUGCCUCCUGGCCAACAUCCAUCUGUGUUGUAGCCUACAUCUGGGAUGUCCAGUUUGUUUUCCAAAGGGGGCUCCAGUGUCUUUCAUGGCUGAAUUAGAGAACUGGAUGGUUUCUUCUGACAUGUUGUUCUUAAAGGCAAAGGACAUCUUUCAGCCCAUUAGUUAUCUGAAGAGAAUAUAUUACCUUGCACCAUAAUGGCCCUCCCAUCACUGUAAACAGAUAUGUAACUAAUGGUGGGGAAAGAAUAAAGAUGAACUCCUGGGGGAAGAAGGUG